UUGGAAGCGGAGGGCCACACUGUGGCUGCUCCCUCUUUCAAAUAACCAUGCCACGUUCGCGGUCGUUAAUUUCGGAGCUUCGAGGUUCGCCACGUUGUGCCAUGUUGCGGUUUCUGAACAUGAGGAAUGAUGUGUCGUCUGCUAGCGUGAAAGGUUGACGUUUCUGCGUAACCGUGUUGUUCGCAACUUGUAGUGUGUGAAGUUACAAAACUGUUUGCGAUAAACAAGAAGUGGAUUUGAGUGAUGGCUUGGUUGUUAUGCAGUGUCGUGCAACGUGCGUCUGAUUGGUCCAGCGGUCACCGCUCAGUGCGGGUCUAGUCCCUCAUGUCACCUCCGAACGGAGUGGUGCUGUCGGUGCGGACGUUCUUCGUUGUAAUUAGUAUUGGUGCAUGGUGGAAGACAGUGGAGGCUGUGGAGUCCCGAAUACCGCACUUUGUUCGCGAACCUCCUCAACGAGUGGAAUUCCUCAAUGGUACGGGGGCUGUGGUACCUUGUCUUGCCCACGGAUCACCCCCACCACAGGUAACGUGGACGACCUUAUCUGGCCAGCCUGUGACGGACGUUCCGGGCCUUCGUCAUCUCCGGCCGGACGGCUCUCUCGUGCUACCUCCAUUUCGCGCAGAAGACUUCAAAGAGGACGUCCACAGCGCCGUCUACCGAUGCGUCGCUUCCAACGUUGCUGGAACAGUCGGUAGCCACAAUGUGCGUGUACGAGCGGUGAUACGACGACGCUACGACGUGAAGGUAUACGAAGAGUUUGUAAUUAAAGGCAACACAGCUGUCCUACGUUGUCACGUUCCCGAAUACGUCAGAGAGUUUGUCAGCGUCACAGCGUGGAUUGUCGACGAAACUAUCAAGGUCGCUUCUGGCUACUUGCGAGGAGACAGGUACAGCGUAUUCCCGGGAGGCGAGCUCCAUAUUCGAAAAGCAGAUCUGGCGGACACAAUGUCAAGGUAUCAGUGCCAAACUCAACAUCGACUAACAGGAGAGGUUGUCAGUAGCCCUUCCAGUCGGCGACUAACAGUGCGAGAAUCUUUCGCGAUGUCGCCGCGAAUAGUAGACAGCAGAAGACAAGUGCACGGUGAGCGCGGUCUCACCGUAGAACUUCCCUGCGCGGCGCAGGGUCAUCCCGUUCCCACCUACCAGUGGUUCCGAAAUGUUCGUGGCCAGGCAGUGCCAGUCCCAAUGGGAAAUCGUUUCGUGCAACUCGACGGGACGCUAGUCAUUCACCAGGUGUCUCUAAACGACGCCGGCAUUUAUACUUGUUUCGUAAACAACACUUCGGGUUCAGACACGGUGGACACGGAUUUGCAAAUAUUCUCGCCUCUCUCUGUCGUGGUACACCCACGCACCCAGAAGGUAGACGUUGGUAGACCAGCGAGUCUCAAUUGUUCUGUCUCCGGCCAGCCCGUGACCAGUGUGGAAUGGUACCGAAACCAACAGCCCUUGCUCAAAGGGUCAAGUCAUUCACCCUACAGCGUCACAAUAGCCAGCGUGCGCCGUGAAGAUCGAGGCGCCUACCAGUGCUACGCUUACAACGAGAAGGAAUCGGCACAGGGAGCUGCGGAGUUAGCAUUGGCCGAUGACCCACCGUACCUCCGUGAAUCCUUCACAGAAAGAACCCUCUCCCCAGGACCCUCCGUGUCGCUGAAAUGUAUCGCCUCAGGACGUCCCUUGCCACAAGUCACGUGGACACUGGACGGACUUCCGGUUCCUGAAGACUCACGCUUCCGAAUGGGCGAUUAUGUGACGAGUGAAGGGAGCGUCGUCAGCUUUGUGAAUAUCUCGGCCGUGCGGCCGGAAGACAGCGGACUGUACCGCUGCAGCGCCGGAAAUGACGUAGGCAAGGCGGAACACGCCGCGCGAGUUAACAUCUACGGUCCGCCGUUCGUACGACAGAUGGCGAAUCGGUCUGUUGUGGCGGGAGAAGUGAUCGAUAUCACGUGCCCAGUAGGUGGAUUCCCCAUCGACUCCAUCGUGUGGGAAAGAGAGGGACUUCGUCUUCCGUACAACCACCGUCAGAAAGCAUUUCCCAAUGGUACGUUGCUCGUCCAAGACGUUGAGCGUGCAACGGACGAAGGACUCUACGCGUGCGCCGCGCGUAACAAAGACGGCCAGUCAGCACAUGGCAGCCUACACGUCAAAGUGCUCGUUCGACCGGCCAUUGUACCCUUCGCCUUCCCGGAGUCCCUUCACGAAGGCCAGAGAUUCAACGUAUUGUGCACAGUCUCAAAGGGUGACUCUCCGGUGCACAUUGCCUGGUACAAAGACGAAGCCCCCGUGAGCAGCAGCGGCCCGGCUGCCGUCACAGUGCUGAAUGUGACCCAGUUUUCUUCGACGCUCAUCUUCGAAAAGGUUCUCGCAGAGCACCGGGGCAACUACACUUGCGAAGCACGUAACGCGGCCGGUGUGGUACGGGCCACAGCCACAAUGGUAAUUCACGUGCCCCCGGUGUGGCGGAUAGAACCGUCGGACACAAUAGUUGUGAAAGGUGGAACAGCCGUCAUCGACUGUCAAGCCGAUGGGUUUCCGGUCCCCAGAGUGAGGUGGACAAAGUCGGAAGGGGACGUCCCGGGGGAUUACAAAACUAUCAGCAGCAGCUCAAAGGUGCACGUGUUUGAAAACGGAUCUUUGGCUAUUCACAAUGCAGAAGAGAAAGACUCUGGAUAUUUUCUAUGCCAAGCGUCGAACGGGAUUUCACCUGUUCUCAGCAAAGUUAUCAAGCUUUCAGUUCAUGUCGCUGCCCAUUUUCGCUCAAAGUUCAAAGCAGAGACGGUUCGAAGGGGUCACCUCGCCCGACUCAAAUGUGAGGCCUUCGGUGAUAAGCCACUUAUCAUUACGUGGUCGAAAGACAAGCAAUCUUUUGAUCCAAAGGCCGAUCCUAGGUACGAAUUAAAUGAGACCCUGACGAGUAGCGGCAUCGUCUCCGAGAUAACGAUAAGAGGGGCGGAUCGUCGCGACUCUGCCUUGUUCACGUGCCUUGCCCGUAACUCUUUCGGCUCAGAUGACACAAAUAUGCAACUUAUUCUUCAAGAACCUCCUGAUAGCCCUCAAGAUGUGAAACUUUUGGAGUACAGCAGUAGAUUUGUUAAACUUUCUUGGUCUCCCCCUUACAGUGGGAACAGCCCUAUUUUAAAAUACUUUGUACAGUAUAAAGAAGACUCAGAAUCAUGGCACAGAAAGUCGCAAAACGUCACCGUACCCGGAUCGGAGUCGUCAGCCGAAGUCCGGGGUCUGCACCCCGUCACUCUGUACGCACUGCGGGUGAUGUCGCUAAACGCCCUGGGACACAGCGACCCCAGCGCGGAAACUCACGUCAAGACCGACGAAGAAGCUCCCGGAGGUCCACCCUUAAAGAUUAGAGCUGAGGCCACGGGAUCUCAGUCGAUCAAGGUCUGGUGGAAGCCACCAAGGAAAGACCUGCAGUUCGGAACACUGAAGGGCUAUUACGUAGGCUACAAGGUGAAAGAAAGUGCGGACACCUACGUAUACAAGACACUAGACGUCACCACGGUUUCCUUCCGAGACGAGUGUCACGUGACCAACUUACGCCGCAACACCGAAUAUAGCCUGGUGGUACAAGCAUUCAACGCAAAGGGUGCUGGACCACCGUCAGAAGAAAUCUUUGUGAGGACGCUUGAAAAUGAUCCACCAACGUCUCCUACUGUAAAAGUGUUGUCCUCUUCCACGUCGUCGAUCACCCUCACUUGGAAGCACAAUUCCGACACUACCGAUGCAUUGGGCUACACGGUGUACUACCGAAAAGACUUCGGAGAGUGGUUAGAAACGAAUCUUCCACCCGAAUCUGAGAAGUAUAGCAUAGAUAACCUGGCUUGUGGUGCUACUUAUCAGCUUUAUCUUACCGCCUUCAAUGCUGUGGGCAAAGGCGGACCAAGUAAUAUCCUCAGCACUAAAACCGAUGGAGUUGCCCCCGUCGCUCCAGACAAGCCUUCUCUUAUCACGGUGAACUCUACGUCCAUAUCAGUCCACCUAGACUCGUGGCAUGAUGGAGGCUGUGUUAUCAAGUCAUUCGAAAUUCGUUACCGACGUCAAAGAGAAAAGGUAUGGAACGUAGUGGGCCACGAGAUUCCUCCGGCACAGAAAGUGGUGUUUCUGAGUGACCUCGCCCCCCGCGUUGCGUACUUGCUGCAAGUCAUUGCGAAGAAUGACGCAGGCGUCACAGAAGCCGAGUACGACUUCGUCACUUUACCUGCAGUUCGAGAGACGGAAACUACGCCAAUGGUCAUCGAAAGCGAAAGUGCACCGUUUUACCUGGAACUAGGUGUCAUUCUUCCAGCGUCGGUUUCUUUGAUUGUCGUGGUGGCCAUAUCGGUCCUUGUCUGCGUAGUUCUUCGCAAGCGGUACUCUUCUGGAAGCUCGAACAGCGGGAGCUCCACGUACGGUACGAGAAAGAAUCAUAUCCAGGAAUGUCUUCACAUGUCUGAGGUGGACAAAAGCUUGGGCAAAAAGAGUGGCUCCCUGGACGGUCGGCUUGACUACUACCCUACUCCUUACGCUACAACGCGGGUUGCCGGCGUGGACGAGCGAAAACUCAACGACUGUUCCUAUAGGCAGGCCCAGGAGGAGCCUCUUUAUGCCACAGUGAAGAGGACGCCUAGGCCUCCGAGAUCUGAUAUCCACAUUUACAACUACCCUAUUGUGAAUCCUGUGUCAGACAUGGGAGACAGACGAGCCUCGUCUAGCCAUUGGAAGAUGGCCACUGCUGUCGUAAAUCUGGACGAUGGACCAAUGGGCAUGGAAGCAAACCAUUCGCCAUCGAAACGGUUGAACAGGCUAUCACACAGGUGAAAUUCAACCCAUGUAAGUAAUAGUCCGAGGGCGUUAGUUCCUGUCUGCUUUCACCGCUCCAAAGGUCAAAUAGUCUAUUUUCUUCAGCGAGGCCACCCUGCAAUGGAUGGCUCGACGGCGCCAUCGAUGCCACUCUGGACGUCUGAAGAAAUCCUGUGACGAACUGAAUACUGACGCUCUGUGUGCUUCGUACCUUACAAGAAAGGCUUCUGUGGUGAAACACAUGACUAUAUUUAUACGUGACCAUAUCCCCAUUUUACAGUAACCAGGCUUUGCAUGCGAGCCUGCACGAGGGUAAACGGGUCGAUGCGACAACGGCUCUGGCUAUGAAGAUAACGAGGGUGAUCUGUCUGCCUCUGCCUAUGACACAGGCUAUGCUGUGUACCAAUUGUGAUUGUUUAUUGGUUGCUUUUGUGAGGAUGGGGUUUGAAUUUGAGAGUGGCAGCUGAUGUUCGAAGGCGAACGCUGCAAGGUGCCAAUGUAAAUAAGGAUAUACCAGUCACGAACACCGCGUAAUGUACAACGCGUGUAAAGGAAAGACAAGAAGGUUUACAUGACAACGUCAAUUGUGAAAAAGCAUGUACAAUAUUUUCGUGGGGACAACGAAGUGUCUUAUGUUAACAGAUGUUCCACGUGCUGUUUACUUAAAUGGAAGCAAGAGAUAGCGCGAUUUGAAUAUGUCAGAAAUUAACAUUUGCGCGAGUCUGUCUGAAGACAUGAGUGAGCUAAAGAUGUGCGCGCCAAGUGACACGAUGCAUGAUGCUUCAAAUGAUAUCAUGGUUAGAUCCAAAUGACAUUCGGCCAUCAAACGAUUGCGUUCCAAUGGCGGAAUUUAUAACUGCAUGUGCUGCAAAGAGAUGUCGCCACAUGGCUCACCUAACAACAAAAGGCAUGACUGUUAUCUACGGAAUCCAACAGUAGGAAAUGCAAGUCUGGAACGGCUUUCUCUUUCUUCUUCUUUCCCCCUGCUUUGUCUGGGCGAGGUAAAAUGGAACGAGUUCGGGCGAGCUCUUGAAUGGCGUAUCUAAAUUCUGCAGACUGCAGGAGCUGAAAUUACAACCACCCUGUUGCUUAAAUCGGUAAUGUCAUUACGUUUCUGAGCAGUUCGUGUGUAUUAUAUGACUGCCGUGUUACAUAAGAGCAAACAGAUUAUAUCGGCCAUGCGAGUCAAGUGAGAGGAAUUACGUUAACCACAGGAGACCUUCUUUCUUUUUUUUUCUUUUUUGGCAAUAUGCAAUUGAAAACGGGAAGACGUUGAUGCAAUGAAAGAAAAAAAGUUCCAAUGAUUAACAUACUAGAAGAAACGAAUAAUAUGGUGUCAAUAAUAGUUUCGACGUUCCGCGAAUUGCCAAGAUGCACGACCGUGACCGGGAGGAAUACAAGCAUGCUGGUUGUUGGUCGCAUUUCCUUGCUAAGAAUAUCUAGACCACUCGUUGAAUCCUGUGUAUAGAUCCUUCCAGGUUCAAGAAAAUGUUACCAACAAGUAGCGAAGGUGAACUGCAGAAGCCCAUUCCAAGUGCUGUAGCAUAUACUGAUUUCUUUUCGCAGUUCCCCUAAGACAGUCUUUGUUCUAGAUGAUUAUUCGAGUUCUUAUGGCGCAUCGACAACUGAGGGAUGCGGUCUUUUCUUUCGGCUAUCUCGCAACCGGCUUCCAGGUACUAGUCAUUCCAAUAUUUCACUGUUCAGUUGCAAUGCUAACGUAUUUCAACCAAAUGGAGAAAGAAAUGAACACUGCCACACGUUGCAGUUGGAUAAACAAGAUGUGAACAAUAUUGGGCGAGACAUUGACAUGUGUGUCUCGUACAUUCUCGGCGUGAAAACUCUGCCGUAAUAAAAAUGUCUUACGUUG
This is a messenger RNA of Ornithodoros turicata, 6658 nucleotides long. RefSeq names its product cell adhesion molecule Dscam1-like. The record is from RefSeq and is a predicted model, not a curated record. Lineage: Eukaryota; Metazoa; Arthropoda; Arachnida; Ixodida; Argasidae. Gene Ontology annotation, cellular component: axon; plasma membrane. Gene Ontology annotation, biological process: homophilic cell-cell adhesion; dendrite self-avoidance; axon guidance. The transcript is spliced from 28 exons. Bases 325 to 4809 code for a protein of 1494 amino acids. Gene Ontology annotation, molecular function: cell-cell adhesion mediator activity.